Messenger RNA from Trichoderma aggressivum f. europaeum, 1320 nucleotides. RefSeq lists its product as uncharacterized. Gene Ontology annotation, molecular function: pyridoxal phosphate binding. The transcript is spliced from 2 exons. Bases 1 to 1320 code for a protein of 439 amino acids. Gene Ontology annotation, cellular component: cytoplasm. Gene Ontology annotation, biological process: 'de novo' L-methionine biosynthetic process; transsulfuration. NCBI's taxonomy places the organism in Eukaryota, Fungi, Ascomycota, Sordariomycetes, Hypocreales, Hypocreaceae. The record is from RefSeq and is a predicted model, not a curated record.
AUGGCAGCUCCCUUGCCCGACGGCCAACCCGGCAAGUCUGCCAGUCCCCUUCAGCGUCUCGACCUUGACGGCCACAACCUCCCACCGUCACCGGCGCCUUCGAGUCCUCGAAACGGAAGACGCCGCUAUGCUCUUGCGACUGAGCUAGUAUAUACCGAAGGAAAAGACCAAUAUGGCGCCUCCAGCACUCCAAUUUAUCAGUCUGCAACCUUCAAGCAGACCUCGGCCAGCGGCGGCCAGCAGGAAUACGACUACACAAGAUCCGGCAAUCCUACACGCACUCACCUCGAGCGCCACCUCGCCAAAAUCAUGAAUGCGAACCGCGCCCUAGCUGUCAGCUCUGGAAUGGGCGCUCUUGAUGUCAUCUCGCGACUUCUGCGUCCUGGUGACGAAGUUAUCACCGGCGACGAUCUCUAUGGUGGUACACAUCGAUUGCUCACGUAUCUGGCGACCAACCAGCAAAUCGUUGUAUACCACGUCGAUACAACAGACGUCAACGCCGUCAAGGCACGUCUCUCAGAAAAGACAACCAUGGUUCUCCUCGAGACCCCUACGAAUCCUCUUAUCAAAAUCGUUGACAUCCCAUCAAUCGCACGGCUGGCGCAUGAGGUCAACGAGAAAGCCCUGGUGGUGGUGGACAACACAAUGCUCUCCCCUAUGCUAUUCAACCCUCUAGACGUGGGUGCAGAUAUUGUAUACGAAUCGGGAACCAAAUACCUCUCUGGUCACCACGACAUCAUGGCCGGUGUGAUAGCAUGCAACGAUGCGGCAAUUGGCGAUAAACUAUACUUUACAAUCAACUCAACUGGCUGUGGAUUGUCGCCCAACGACUCAUUCCUCCUUAUGAGAGGAGUCAAGACGCUGGCUAUCCGGAUGGAAAAGCAGCAAACCAACGCACAGGCUAUUGCCGAGUUCCUAGAGUCGCAUGGUUUCCGAGUGCGGUACCCUGGUCUCAAAUCUCACCCGCAGUAUGAUCUGCAUUGGGCUACUGCCAGGGGCGCUGGCGCAGUCUUGUCGUUUGAGACGGGCGAUGCGGCCGUCUCACAGCGCAUCGUAGAGGCAACCCGUCUGUGGACCAUCAGUGUCAGCUUUGGAUGUGUUAACAGUCUCAUCAGCAUGCCCUGCCAGAUGAGCCAUGCCAGCAUCGACGCCAAAACCCGAAAGGAGCGACAGAUGCCCGAGGACCUCAUUCGCCUUUGUGUCGGUAUUGAGGAUGCUAAUGAUCUGAUAGAAGACCUGUCUCGCUCCCUUGUUCAAGCCGGGGCUGUAACCGUCACACUCGACGGCUUCCAUGCCAAUGAAUCAACCCAAUCGUUGUGA